UUUCAUCAGUUGCGUCAAGGUUGUUGUUUUUUUUUUUGGGGGGGGGGGGGGGGGGGGGCAGUUGACGGACGUUAACGUUUAAAAUGACGGGUGGUGCGGGCGGUUCGGGGGGCACUGACUUUGUUCCUGCGAGCGAUGUGAAGAUGAACGAGCUGCGCAGGAAGUCGAGAGUGUGGCGUCAUGUGACGCAGGGUCAGAGGUUGGGAAUAUGGGAGAAGAGGCAUGCAUGUCUGGCAGGGGAAUUUGAGCGCGAUCCUGUGGAUGAGGUACAGGAGUUCCUGGAUGAGGAGGCCAGGCGAGCUGGGGGUAUGGAGGUGGGUGGAGGGACAAGCACAACACCGGAUUUGGAGGGGGAGGUGGUGGUCAUGACUGCGCGAGGGAGCAGUGCCGCUCACCAUCACGAGGGGGACGCAUUGGGCCGAGCGGGGAAGAGGCCGGUGGACAGUGGAGCUGAGGGCAUGUCGCAGGCGCGCAAGAGACAGCGGCAAUCCACUUUGGAUGAGGUGUACGAUCCAGAUGGGCAAGCCGCAUUCAGGGACUCCUUUUUGCAGUGGGCCUACGAUGCCGGUAUACCCUUUGCUGCUUUUAGGAGGCAGUUAUGGUAUAGGCACAAGAAGGCGUUGGCCGCCAUGCUUCGCGGAGUGCGGCCUAUCUAUCCGUCCUUCAAUGACAUUGGGGUUGGUAUUGAUGACCAGCGGGGAAAGGUUGCCGCCGUGUUGAGGGAGGUCCGUGGUUUGUUCGAGUCGGUGGGGGCCACCAUUUUGUUGGACGGUAGGCAAUUGCGAGACACGAGGCCUAUCGUCAACUUCCUCGCGGCCGCCAAGCGCGGCGCCCUCAUGCGUAACGCCUUGGAGGGCAUGCUUCAUGACGACGAGUGGCACAUCAUCCCAUGGGAGUCGUCGAAGCGUAGACAAGCUCUCUGGGCUCGGCAGGUCAUCCGGUGCGCCAAUUUCUGGCGCAACGUUCAGCAUGCUGUUACUGUCAUGACCCCUGUCCACCAGCCGUUGAGGAGAUUGGACAGAGGCGGCAUGAUCAUGUCCAUGAUUUACUCAUUGUCGCAGGAGUUGGUGCGGCAGGUGGCUGUUGCUGACGUCCCAGAUGACAUGCGGGGGCCGUGCGUGGAGGUGGUGCAGAUCCGCACCAUGCAUAUGCUUGAGCAUGCGCACGCUGCGGCGCACCUGCUCAAUCCCCGCAAGCCGUCUCUCCGUUACUACGAGUCCGUCCACAGGACAGCAGCGGACCUCGAGGUCGUUAUCGAGUGCGACUCGUUUCUGUUAGUGCAGACAGACAGUGAUCCGGCGGGGGAUACAUACUUGCGAGUGCGUGAGCAGAUGCAAUCCUUCCACGCCAGGCUCGGCUACACAACAGACAGGGUGACGAGGGAUGCCAACGCGGAGGCCUGUGUAGGGGACAAGGAGACGAGCAGGUGCGCGUCAUGGUGGGUGGAGCACGACGCAUGCUUCUCGGACUUGCAGGAGAUCGCUGGCCGUAUGAUGCACAUGUGGACGUCCGCCUCUCCUGCUGAGAGGAAUUGGGCAGAGCAUGAGCGCAUCCACACGGCCAAGCACAACAAGCUCAAGUUCAGGAAGGUCGUGCAGUUAGUUGAGAUUGCUACCAACCUCAAACUACUUGGAUGUAGCGAGUGGAGUGGGGGGUACGUUCUUCCGUGGGGCCACAUGGCGACCCUGGCUGAGGCGCACCCUGAGGAGUAUACACACGUCGUGGUUGACGACGAGGACGAGGAGGAGGAGCCUGAGCCAGAGGAGUGGGGAGCCCGACCUCAGUCGGCAGUGCCUGCAUACGAGAUCGGUGCACAACUUCGUCGAUUCCAACAACAGGGUUCUUGUCGUCCGGCGGGAGUUGGUGAGGUUUUCAGUGCCAGAGCCAAGACACUGCAUCCUUACGACUAUACGCCUCCACCGCCAGCACAGCCGGCGCAGGCAUUGGAGCAGCAGUCGGACACGGACGGCGUUGAGGAUUUGUCAGUUGGUGUAGAUAAGAGUGCCGAGAGACUCUACUACACAUGCGGUGGAGGACCAGACGGUUUUCAGUCACAAUGCACCUUCAUUCGGAAGAGCGAGGACAAUUCCUUCCCCGCUACGGAUAGUAGAGACGCGAACCUGGCAGAGCGGCAGCGUACUUGGGACUUGGAGACCGGUGCUGCAGUACCUGAUCCGAGCGGGGUGGAGCAUCGUGAUCCCACAGUCCCGCAUCCAUUCGCACAUGACCCUGUAGAGACUGAGGAGCAUGUUGAUCCGGCCGUGACGGAGCAUGGAGAUCCGGCCGUGGCAGAGCAUGGAGAUCCGACCAUGUCCGACAUCGUACUUGGAUUUUGUGUGGCGGGCACGUUGGAGCCUGAUCAUGCAGUGCCUGAGAAGGCAGUUCGUACGGAGGGCGAUUUUGGCGAGCAUCGGGACGGAGACCGUGGACCCAGUGCGGAGGCCGAUGAUGGGGCGGAUACUGCAGGGUGACUUUCAAUGUCGCCUAGUGCCGGUCCAGGUCGAUCGUCACACGGCCCCAUUGGGAAUG
This is a messenger RNA of Chara braunii, 2529 nucleotides long. NCBI's taxonomy places the organism in Eukaryota, Viridiplantae, Streptophyta, Charophyceae, Charales, Characeae. The record is from the annotation of a GenBank genome assembly.